Molecule: messenger RNA, 387 nt
Organism: Sparassis crispa
Lineage: Eukaryota; Fungi; Basidiomycota; Agaricomycetes; Polyporales; Sparassidaceae
Exons: 4
Coding region: 1-387 (128 amino acids)
Source: RefSeq, a predicted model, not a curated record
AUGGAGAUCUCAGGCCCUGUCGACAUCGUUGUGCACGAACCCGAGGAUAAACUCGAACCGACUGUUCACAUUGAUAUCAUCGAAUGCGCAAGCAGUGCAUCCAGCUCCAUUCGGAUACAAGACAAUGAAGCCCGCCCCGCCGAUGGCGCAGUCAAUGGGACUGCGGAUAAUUUGGAGGCCGCUGUGCAGCCCACAGUUCCCUCUAUGCCGAGUCCCGCUCACCCCCCCGGCCCACUUCCUGUAGAAUAUGUCCUUGGUUCAGCUGAGCCCGUAGACGUAUUCAUGCCGGAGGCCUUCCGCCCGAAAGGCAAACUCACUAGGCCCACCAGUGUGCGUCACACCAAGCUCAAGUCCAAGAAGAAGAAGGGCUUGUGCCUCGUUUGUUGA